Messenger RNA from Colius striatus (speckled mousebird), 6088 nucleotides. It is a transcript of the gene ZNF518A, whose product is annotated as zinc finger protein 518A. Bases 600 to 5243 code for a protein of 1547 amino acids. The transcript has 3 exons. The record is from RefSeq and is a predicted model, not a curated record. Gene Ontology annotation, biological process: regulation of transcription by RNA polymerase II. Gene Ontology annotation, molecular function: RNA polymerase II transcription regulatory region sequence-specific DNA binding; DNA-binding transcription factor activity, RNA polymerase II-specific. Gene Ontology annotation, cellular component: nucleus. Lineage: Eukaryota; Metazoa; Chordata; Aves; Coliiformes; Coliidae.
GGAGCCGUCUGGCUCACAGGCAGGAGCUGCUGGGGGAAAGUGCCCCACGCGCCCCCAUCCCAGUUAAGGGGAGCACCCGGCGCCGCCGCCGCGGUCGGAUGGAGCCCGCGGAGCGGCCCUGAGGCGGUGUCAGCCCCGGGCGCUCCCCUACCGGGCUCGCAGCAUCGACCGUUUCGCGUUUUGCCUCCGCUCUUCCCUGGCCCCUCGACCCGGGGCCAGGGGAACAGCCCCCUCCCGGGCCCUACUUCUGUUUCUGCGCCUGGGCAAGCCCUGGCAGCUCACUGCGGGACCGCUGCUCGGUAACGACGGGGCCGGCAGCCCCGAGCGGGGAGUCGGGCAGCGUCCUCCACAUCGGCAGUACAGGGUGAGAAAGUGGCUGUUCACAGACCCUUUUACAGUAUUCCUCCUGACUGUGGCCUUUUCUGAGUCUCACAUAUUUACCUCUUCUGUGUACAUGGAAAAAUGUUAAAAGUCUGUUGAAGAAUUGUAAUCAAGCCAUUUAUUAAUGUGAGAAUAAAAUGGGGAAGUUCUAGAACCUUGAGAAUAACUUGGCGCAGUAGUCCUGUUUGCUGCAGGAACAAAGACUAAUCUCAAGAAUCAUGCCAUCUGCGAAGGAACGUGUUUCUUCUGAUAAGAAGAAAAUGAAUUUGUUUAAACACAAUGCUGCACAGAAUUUUUCUACAGGUGCUACUUUAGAAAAAGCACUUGUGAAUGAUCCUUUAAGUAUCAUGGCUGCACCAGCAAUUUUAGAUGUCAAUCUCUCUUAUGAACUAAAAAAUGUGAAAAUUGAUUUACCUAAGGUGAACAUUCCAAAUGAAGUAUUAAUGAAACAUGAAGUCAAUAGAUUUAGAAAACUCUUUCAGUGUAAACAGCAAACUGCAAGAAAGUCCGUAAGUCUAGAGAAAACAAAUGGAAGUGACUCCACUUGUUCUGAGGGAAGCCGCUUGCAGAAUAAACCUAAAGUGCAAUUUGAAGAAGGGUUGAAAACUACAGCCAAGAUACUGAAUUUCACUUGUACGAAAUGCAAGGAUAACAUUAGAUACAGCCCAAAUGAUCUACAGAAGCAUUUUCAGCUAUUACACUAUGGAGAAUUGCCUUUGUAUCCCUGUGAGUUGUGUAACUUCUCGGCUCAUGACUUUCAGUCGUUCAACCAGCACAGACGUACCCAUCGCGGCACUUUAGUGAAAUGUGAGCUCUGCAAUGAUGAGCAUAUGUACACUUUGUUGGAUUUGACAAAACACUUCACAUCAAAGCAUUGUGUAAAUGGUCACUUUCAAUGUGAAAUAUGUGGAUUUUCUACCCAGGACGUGGGCACAUGUGUUCAGCAUAUUCAUAGACAUAAUGAUAGUCCAUAUAAAUGUGGAAAAUGCCAUCAUGUAAGCUUUACACAAGAGGAGUUCCAGAACCAUCUUUUUGCUCAUAGCAACAUGUUUCCUUUUCGUUGUCAAUAUUGCAGUUACAGCACACCUCGGAAAGAUUGUCUUCUAAAACACAUCAUAGCUUUGCAUAGAGACCACUUGUAUGCAAAAGAAAAACUGGAAAAGGAUAAAUGUGAAAACAGAAUAGUGAAGACUCCAGAAGGACUGAAGCUUGUGUUAAGAAGAUGUAAAACGGGAGCAUCGAAGAAAGCACUCUGGAGACGGAAAAAAAUAAGCAGUGGAAGUGACAAAACUGGAGAAAAAAAUGCAAAAUUGCUAAGAAGUAUGAAUGAAAUUCAAAAAAGAGCUCAUGAGCUGAACCAGGCUUUGAGAGAGAUGGAAGCAAAUGAAGACAAAGAUAAACUUUUAUAUACAGAAAAGCAUAAUUUCACAGGUGGAAUGCUCUCUGCUGCUGCUGCACAAUACAAUAAAGCAGAUGAUGGAACAAGUUACAGCCUGGGAUUAUUGAAAAAUGCUGUUCAUGGGCCAACAGUAUUGAUGGUCAAAAAUAACAAAAUAUCUGUUCCAGCCAAUUACAGUGCUAAAUUUAUGGGAUUUAAAAUGGUAGAUGGAAAACAACAUAUUGUUAUAAAAUUACUACCUACAAGUAAGCAGAAUAUUAGUUUGUUGGGUCAGAAAGCUGAUCCUAUUAAAGACGGUUCUACAACUCCUUUGCUACAGACUGCUGAUCCUCGUGGCUUUACUUCAGGUGCUGUACCACAUGUGACUGACCAGUCAACCUUAAAGAACAAUUCUGUUCACCCCCUAACCUCCCCUCCCUUUUCUUAUUCUGCUUCUCAUUCAGGAAAAAUGAAAGUGGAAAAACAGAAUAACUCCUUAUUAUAUGGUAGGAAUGUUUCUUCAACUGUAGCACCUUCUAAUGUAGCUGUAGAAAAAAGUUUGAAUUAUUUGCCAAUGAAGUUGGGCUCAACUGUACCUCCACAUGAUGAGGUAACACAAGUUGGAACUCAAAGUAAUAUCUCGUGGGGAAGCUAUAGUCCUCCCAGUCAUCCUCAGGUAUUACCACUCACUAUUAAAAAUACACUUCACUAUGACCCCAUGAAAAUGCCCCUCUUUCCUGAACUGAAAAUACAAAACAGUGGCCUGAAUAAUAGUAAUGGAACUAAUAAUCUCUGUUACUCAUCUUCAGUGGAUUCUUCUAAUGAAGGUUUGCUGUCUUUUCACAACUAUUCCAAAACGGACACUUCAGAUAUUCCAUGUAGCAUUUGGAUGUCAACAGAUGACAAGUACAAAGCAUUUCUAUCUAACAAAACAGGUUCUUUUCAAAACAGUAGGGGAAGUGAAUCUGCAUCUUCAGAGUCAGUGAAAGGCUUAAAACCAGAGAAAGGUUUAUCAGCCCAAUCAAAUAUUAAUAAAACUUGUGGACAUGUAAACACUAAAAAUAUGUUUUCUAAAAGCCAGUUUAAAAAUAUUGUUGACAGUGAGUGUUUGGUGGAAGACCAGCAUCGUGGCCAGAAAUAUUUGGACGCUAACAUACAUCAAGGCUUUGAGAAUGUUACUGAGAAAUUCCAAGAAAAUGCCUCUUCUGAUUGUGUUAACUCAGUCUUGAUGCCCAAAAUCACAUCUGUUUUCUCAUUGCAGAGUGAACAGGCAGCUAAUUUUUUAUCUCCUGAAAUAAACCAGGUACUGCAGGAUGUGUUAAAAGUGAAAGCAACUACUCAGCAAGAAUCCCACAGCAAGUCAAAUAACUGUAUAAAACUUCAUUCUGACAAGCUGCUUUCUGGUUAUGAGACAAGGAAUAAAGCCUUUCCUCAUUUGAGAAGCUCAGCAACUCCAUGUGAUUUUCAGAGACCUACCUCUAAUGUAGGCUUUCAUUUAAGUAAGAGAGAAUUAAACACAAGAUGUAGCACAAAUGAAGGUACACAGUGUGGGAGAGGAAGACAGACACCCAGAACAUCAUUUGAUUCACUGGGCGUGGAUAAAUUAUCCAGAACUCCGGGUGUUGGUAGGUUGCUAAAAACUCAUACAGAUACAAUUGUAACACAGCAGAUACUAAAAGAGAAAAGUCUGUCUACAACCCAAAAUUCCGGCCACUUUCCACCAGUUCUUGACGAAGAAAAGAAACCCCUUUUAGUUCAGUCCUCUCCAUCGGGAGUUUUUGUUCCUUUGCACCUUGCUAACCAUCCUGGGCUACAGGUGGUUUCAGGAAAAUCUCUUCCAUCAGCCAGUUCAUCGGAUGGACACGCGACUAAUGGUGUAUCUUCGUCUUUUGUUCUAAAUAAAGGACCUGGGAUGGUUUUGACUUUUAACGGGACAAUUGGAACAGUUGCAAAUGUCCCUAGUGAUAGUUCUCAGGGUUUAGGGGGAGUUGCAUCCAGAGAAUAUAGUAAAGUAACCAUACCUUCAAAAGAGGAGGGGAAAAAUGAGACUUUCAGACGUGUAAGAAGUUCCUGUAAUAGGAUAACACGUAGUACAGCAAAUGACUCCCUGAAUAGCAUACCAUAUAAAGGACCUCUUGUUGUUACAAAGUUGUCAGAGUUAUCUGCGAAAGGAAUGUCUUCUGCGAAGGUGCUAUUGGAGCGUCAGGAUGCGGUCUUUGGUUCAUUGGAGUCAGUAAACCCACAGGAAGUUAAACAGCAACGUGUUUAUGCACUUUUGCCGGAUGGACGGCAGGCAGUUCUUCUGAAAUGUAUGACACCAAACAAGCCUGUAGUUCAUAAACAGAGUGUUUUUCUGGAUAAUGAUCAUUAUCAAAAUUGUCAACCAAAGAAAACUGGAGCCAUGCAACAAAAGCUUUUGCUGAAAAUUAAGACCUCUACUUCAGAUACCCCGGCUGAUACCACUCAGUCAGUGAGCUACUCAGUGCCCUCACUACAGUUGGGUAACUUGCAGUCCCUUACUCCUGCACUAGCACAGAAACAAACUAAUCUUACUUCUAAUGAUGCCUUAAUCUUACCAGGUAGGUUAAUACCAGCAAAUGCCUCUUUGGCAAGCUCUAAUCCAGCACAUUGUGUUCCUCCUGUAGAACCUGUUUAUUCUACUGCGUCUGCAGGGACACAGUUGCAAAAAGGUUCUAUUGCGAGUAUGCAAGUAGUAACUGCUAACAACAGGGAUAACGUUGGUAGUCAGAAGUCCACACGGAGCACCCGAAACAGAACCACAAAAGUAAAACCUCGUUUAAAACAAACUGGGUCUAAAAGUUCAGAAGGUGUGGGUGUGCAAAAACCUAAGAAUCUCAAACGGAAGAAUAAGGAUAAUUGCUCAGAACCUCCAAGAAAGAAAGCAAAGUUGCACAGAAAAUGUAAGGAAAAGAAUCAAGCCGAAUUUAUUAGUGAAUCAGGUGGCCCUUACAAACCAAGGGCAUCAAAAGAAACUGUGAGGACUUUGAAAUUACUUCCUUUUAAUUCUAAACAGCUUGUAAAAUGCCCUCGGAGAAAUCAACCGGUUGUUGUGCUUAACCAUCCUGAUGCAGAUGUUCCAGAAGUUAUAAAUGUAAUGAAAACCAUUGCUAAAUUUAAGGGACAUGUUCUGAAGGUUUCAUUGUCAAAAAGAACUAUGGAAGCGCUUCUGCAGCCGGCCUUCUGCAAUCCUUUGGGCUUAACUACUGAUGAUCUUUCUCAAAGGAGGCACAGGACAGUAAAACCUAUUAGCUCUGUAAAAGAAAGAUUUGUUUUAAAAUUAACACUGAAAAAGACUAGCAAAAACAAUUAUCAGAUUGUGAAGACUACCUCUGAUAAUACCUUGAAAGCUAAGUUUAGCUGCUGGUUUUGUGGUAGAAUAUUUGACAAUCAGGAUAAUUGGGUAGGACAUGGACAGAGGCAUCUGAUGGAAGCUACUCGGGAUUGGAAUUCAUUAAUGCAGUGAUGAAAUGAAAACUUAGGGUUUUUUAAGAAAAUCAAUUGAAUUAGGAUACACAAGUAAUUUUGGUUUGUAUUUCAGUAUUGUAACUGAAGAUUAAAAAUGAUGCAAAGUGCUUGUAUCUUAAAAGGAAGAGCAGAUUAUCUAUUGUCAUCAAGCUUUGAGGGAGCUUUGUGGUUUAGAUAACUUGUAACUAACUGCAAAUACAAUUCCAUAAAAAUCUAUAUUAUUUUUUGUUACUACUAUCAUGUCCUAUAUUUUUAUUCUAUAGAAGGAGUCUUCAGGGCUUUUGUUCUGUACAUAUUUAAAAAACCAAAACUAAACAUGUAAAUAUUUUUGUACUUUCCAGUUAUUUGGUAUAAUUCUUGCACAGAAACCUCUGCCCCCAUUUUUCAGUUCUGUGCAUGCACUACUAAAACAAAUUUUAAAAUUUUUUUCAACUACACAAAGCUGUUAUCCUGGGAUUUUUGUGAUUUUCACUUGUUAGGUCUUGAUUUUGUUUUUUCAGGGAUUGAACACUAUUGUUAGCAAGUGCCUAAAAGAUGUGAAGCAGUUUACAUUAAUGUCAACUGUGUAACCAUAGGUCCAUACAGGGCCAUUUCCCCAAUAGUUUCAUCUAAAGGAAGCCAUAUGUGAAUGCUUUAAGCUAUAUUGCUAUGCACAUGACACUUGUACUAUUUCUGUGCAGUUUGUCUACUUUCUUAGUGAAGUAUUUUUCAUAUGAAUGAAUAAAACAUGUUACAAUUGUGUUAAUACAGUGAGCCUGAGAAUGGAAUCAAUUGAAAAUGCACAGUAUAUAUAUUCGUAAUGUAUAUGGUGUUUAAGGGUGGUAAACAUUCCUAAUCUGUAUU